CGUGCGUGACUUUGGGCCUCCAUUUUCUUAUCUGGAAAGCAGGACUGCUUUGCUUUAUUCCGCCCGGUUUACUAAGAGGAUCAAAGUGACAGGAAUUAAUAAAGGUCUUGGCACAGCGCCCGGUCUCAGGAAGCGCUAGGAACUGGAGGCUAGGGAUGUUAGCGGGUUUGGGAUCGCUAGGGCACCCGCCCCCUAAAUGUAGGGGUUCCCCUUGAAUAACGUUUAUUUCCACAUGGGGCUCUGCGGGAGCGCCUCAGGACCUGGCCAAACCACGACCGGGGCAAUGAGAUAGCCAGAAGCCAGGACGGGUGACAGACCCCAGUUGCAGCCCAGGCGGCACAACCCGCUUCCGCUGGCUUUGCCAACAAGCCUUCGCCCUGACCCCACAGAGCAAAUUCGACUAAAGAAUAUCAGAAAAGUGUAUGGAAGAUGUAUGUGGUAUCGUUUAAGGUUGCUAAAACCUCAGCCAAAUAUUAUCCCUACAGUAAAGAAAAUAGUUCUGCUUGCAGGAUGGGCAUUGUUCUUAUUCCUUGCAUACAAAGUUUCCAAGACAGACCGAGAAUAUCAAGAAUACAAUCCUUACGAAGUAUUAAAUUUGGAUCCUGGAGCAACAGUAGCAGAAAUUAAGAAACAGUACCGUUUGCUAUCGCUUAAAUAUCAUCCAGAUAAAGGAGGUGAUGAGGUUAUGUUCAUGAGGAUAGCAAAAGCUUAUGCAGCUUUAACAGAUGAAGAGUCCCGCAAAAAUUGGGAAGAAUUUGGAAAUCCAGAUGGGCCACAAGCCACAAGCUUUGGAAUUGCCCUGCCAGCUUGGAUAGUUGACCAGAAAAAUUCAAUUUUGGUUUUACUUGUGUAUGGAUUGGCAUUUAUGGUUAUCCUGCCCGUUGUUGUGGGUUCUUGGUGGUAUCGCUCAAUUCGUUACAGUGGGGACCAGAUUUUAAUACGUACAACACAGAUUUACACAUACUUUGUUUAUAAAACUCGAAAUAUGGACAUGAAACGUCUUAUCAUGGUUUUGGCUGGAGCUUCUGAAUUUGAUCCUCAGUAUAAUAAAGAUGCCACGAGCAGACCGACGGAUAAUAUUCUAAUACCACAGCUAAUCAGAGAAAUUGGCAGCAUUAAUUUGAAGAAGAAUGAGCCUCCACUUACCUGUCCAUAUAGUCUGAAGGCCAGAGUUCUUUUACUGUCUCAUCUUGCUAGAAUGAAAAUUCCUGAGACCCUUGAAGAAGAUCAACAAUUUAUGCUGAAAAAAUGCCCUGCCCUACUUCAAGAAAUGGUUAAUGUGAUCUGCCAGCUCAUAAUCAUGGCCCGCAGCCGGGAAGAAAGGGAGUUUCGUGCUCCAACUUUGGCAUCCCUAGAAAACUGCAUGAAGCUCUCCCAGAUGGCUGUCCAAGGCCUUCAGCAGUUUAAGUCUCCUCUUCUGCAGCUCCCUCACAUUGAAGAGGACAAUCUUAGACGGGUUUCCAAUCAUAAAAAGUACAAAAUAAAAACUAUCCAGGAUUUGGUGAGCUUAAAAGAAUCAGAUCGUCAUAGCCUACUACACUUCCUUGAAGAUGAAAAAUAUGAAGAGGUUAUGGCUGUCCUUGGGAGUUUUCCAUAUGUGACCAUGGACAUAAAAUCACAGGUACUGGAUGAUGAAGAUAGCAACAAUAUCACAGUAGGAUCUCUAGUUACAGUGUUGGUUAAAUUGACAAGACAAACGAUGGCAGAAGUAUUUGAGAAGGAACAGUCCAUCUGUGCUGCAGAGGAACAGCCAGCAGAAGAUGGGCCAGCUGAUAUUAACAAGAACAAAGCAAAAGGAGGAUGGCAACAGAAGAGUAAAGGACCCAAGAAAACUGCUAAGUCAAAAAAAAAGAAACCUUUAAAAAAAAAACCUACACCUGUGCCAUUACCCCAAACAAAACAGCAGAAACAGAAGCAGGCCAAUGGAGUUGUUGGAAGUGAAGCUGGAAUAAAAGAAGAUGAAGAAGAAAUGUCAGACAAAGGCAGUGAUUCCGAAGAAGAGGAAGCCAAUAGGGAUUCCCAGAGUGAAAAGGAUGAUGGGAGUGACAGAGAAUCUGAUAGAGAACAAGAUGAAAAACAAAACAAAGAUGAUGAAGCAGAGUGGCAAGAACUUCAGCAAAGUAUACAGCGGAAGGAGAGAGCGCUCCUGGAAACCAAAUCCAAGAUAACCCACCCUGUGUACAGUCUCUACUUUCCAGAGGAAAAACAAGAAUGGUGGUGGCUUUAUAUUGCAGACAGGAAGGAGCAGACACUAAUAUCAAUGCCAUAUCAUGUGUGUACGCUGAAAGAUACAGAAGAGGUAGAACUAAAGUUUCCUGCACCAGGCAAACCUGGAAAUUACCAAUAUACAGUGUUUCUGAGGUCAGAUUCCUAUAUGGGUUUGGAUCAAAUUAAACCAUUGAAGUUGGAAGUUCAUGAGGCUAAGCCUGUGCCAGAGAAUCACCCGCAGUGGGAUACAGCAAUAGAAGGAGAUGAAGACCAGGAGGACAGUGAGGGCUUUGAAGAUAGCUUUGAAGAAGAGGAGGAGGAAGAGGAAGAUGAUGACUAAGCAGUACUUUGAAUGGACCACAGUGUUUGCAGAGACUUGCCAAGUUGUUGCUGGUUUGGAUGUGUCUAAUAAACCUGAAACAGUACAUAGCUGUUGGGAGGGGAAUGCUAGUGUCUCUCCUGGGCCUGGGUGCAUAAAGCAGCCCAGCAGUGGGGAAUGCCUCAGCACAAUCUGAAAAAAGCUUGUUCAAGCCUGCAAGUAUGGGGUGGUGCAUUUACUUCAUCUGCAGAUGAUAAUAAAUCCUUGGUUGUUGUAACUGUCUAGAGCGUGGGCUGUGUAUUGCCUGAUCAGUUUAUGGUCCCAGUAAAAGUAAAGGUACAUAAAAAAAUAACCUAUGAAUGAGCAAUUUUUAUUUGUUCAGCUUUAGUUUUAGUAAAUGAAGUAUGAUAAACAUCACAAAUAUGUUUUAAAUAACAUCUCAAGGUUUUGAUCUCUUGGUAAACUCUGUUAUUCCUUUAUUGAUAUUUUGCAGGUGGUUAAGACUGUUCAUAACAGCUCCACAUAUAGCUUAAAACCUUUUAUUUUCACCUAUCUGGGUUGCAAGUUCACAUUCUCUGACAUUCCACACAAUACUGAGGGCUACAUUGUGGGUUUUUCCUAUUCUUAAUUGCCCAGAGUUAUCAGAUGAAAAAAAAAGGCUUAAAACAUUUUUUAAGUCUUGCUCAGCAAAUCAGGAUUAUUUUGAUAACCUUUCGACUUAAAAGUGUGGGACCAUACGUUCUCUGAUGUUGGUAGCUUAUGUUAUUAAAUCUUUUGCAAAAGGUUUACUUAAAAAGCUGAACUACAUUCUUAGCUUUUAAUCUACCUGACUCUAUCAGAAGCGUUUUAAGGGAAAAAAAAAAAAAAACAUGCAGAGGAGGCAAUUUUUUUGUAUUCAUAUUGGACUCCUGUCAAUAAAAUAGAAGUUUGACUCGUUUUACGUUU
Molecule: messenger RNA, 3472 nt
Organism: Ochotona princeps (American pika)
Lineage: Eukaryota; Metazoa; Chordata; Mammalia; Lagomorpha; Ochotonidae
Gene: SEC63
Product: SEC63 homolog, protein translocation regulator
Exons: 21
Coding region: 434-2548 (704 amino acids)
Biological process (GO): SRP-dependent cotranslational protein targeting to membrane; post-translational protein targeting to endoplasmic reticulum membrane
Cellular component (GO): Sec62/Sec63 complex
Molecular function (GO): transmembrane protein transporter activity; RNA binding
Source: RefSeq, a predicted model, not a curated record